This is a messenger RNA of Apis laboriosa (Himalayan honeybee), 2657 nucleotides long. RefSeq lists its product as uncharacterized. Lineage: Eukaryota; Metazoa; Arthropoda; Insecta; Hymenoptera; Apidae. The transcript is spliced from 3 exons. The record is from RefSeq and is a predicted model, not a curated record. Bases 1089 to 2261 code for a protein of 390 amino acids.
AAAGCGACUCACCGGAAGUCCAGCGAGGCAACACGCACCGUCUCCUCUCUCACCGCCGUCGAAUCGCUCCACUCGUGUUUCUUUGCAUCCAAAUUCAUGGAAACGGAUAUAGAUACCGGAGGCCAUCGCGAUCGUGUCCUUACCGACCAGGACAAAGUCCCGACACUUUCCAAACUUGAUCCAUCUAACAUAAAAAGAGAUCACCGUAAAAAGAGAUCUAAUCAGAAUCAAAGCAAAGAAAAGAAAGAGUCGAAUAUAUUAUUACUUACGAGGUCUUAACCGUUUCCAACGACAUGAUUUUGCCAACAAUAUGAUUAUCGAUGCCGAUUAGUAACCUUCACAAAUUAAAUUUGAUAUCUAUCUAAUCUUUAUUCUUAUUUCGAAAAAUACUUUCUCUGGUUGAUUAUAUAAUAUAAUUUUCUUAAUUAAUCAGUCUGACGAGGAUGAAGUAACAAAUAUUAAUAUUUAUACAAAUCCCUGGAAAAGAAGUGGUUGGGUGUGUUCGUUGCCUAGGCAAAUCCACCGAGCAACGUCAUCGAUCACUCGAAUUUCCCUUUCCGCGAGUGAAACGCGGUGGCACGCCGCGACCGAUUUUCGUGCCGCGUUAUUAAGUGUGCCAGUGGAUCGUAGGGAACGUAGGAGGUUCGACGACACCGUUAUCGUUACUUCGAACGAAUGACAAUGGAACGACGCCUUUCCACGGGAGCGUAUACCGCGUCUCGUUUCAUUCUUUCGGAUCGGAACAAAGCGGAGUGAACAACCGACACCGUUAAUACGACGGAGGUGGCGAAUUCGAAGCCGAGGCGAAAACGAUCCUCGAAUACACAAUCCUCGGGCCUUAAACCGUUACGCCCGCUUAAUAUGCAUUCUUCGUUUCCUCGUCGUUCGAGGGGGAAGCAUGGCGGAACUUGGAGCGUUCCCUCGCUCGUCCCAACGUUACCAUUCGAAAUUCGUUCGCCGCGGGUAUCGUUCGAUCGAAAGAUCGUUCGGCUCUCCAAAAAAAAAAAAAAAAAAAAAUAAGAGAAAAACGCUCGCGCUCGCGCGAGUUGUGUUCGCUCUUCCGACUUGUUCCAUUCUUUUUUCGUGCGAUGAUCGCGCAUCGUGCAAGAGAUUUCUCCCCCGUCCUUGCACUUCUGUUGCCACUGAUCCUUGUCGCGAACGGGCACGGAUUCGGGAACGGGACCGUGAUACCUGAAAACCAAGUUGACGUUAAUCUGUCCAACGUUUCAUCGUCUGUUAUCAAUCACAAGGAGGACAAGAUGGAAGCUCGUUCCGACGGAGACUCGUCCAUUAAUAGAAGCGUUGAAAGAAAAAAUGGCGGUCCUUUCAGUUACCGCAGGGACAGUUACCUGGAGGCUUUAAGGCAUUCUCGCACCAGCACCGAUCCCCGUGAGGGGAUCGUCGACGUGGUUGGAACUGGAUCAGGAUCGUUCCAUCGAAGGAAGGAGCAAUCGUUGGGGCCGGUUUACACGAAACGUUCCGAGAUACCCGCUUCCUCCUCCCGAAUCGUUCACGUGGAUCGGGACUCUUUCUCCAUGGUGCCCAGCGACUCUUAUUCCCUGCCUAGUCGCACGUCCGUCGAUUUUAACGCAGUUAAAAAUACUUACGGACCGCCCCAACCUUCUUACGGACCACCUUCUUACGGACCACCUUCCUACGGGCCUCCUUCAUCCUCCAACGAUUAUUCUUCUUACGGGGAGUACGGGGCAAACGGAGGUGGUUACUCGCCGCACCAGCCACAGCAAGGUGAGACACGAGCUUACGGAGCCCCGCACGGGAUGUCCGAGUCGGUGCAGCUCUCCCUCCCGUCCAUCGACUUCUCGUGGCCGUUCGCGCUCAAGUUGAACGCCUUCACCCUGGCCAAGAUCCUUCUCAAGCUGGUCAUCUUUAAGAUGAUCGUCAAGUUCAUCGCUGUUAUCUGCCUGUUGCUGUUCAUUCCGAAACUCGAGAUCAAGAAAGGUGACAAGGGGAAUAAUAUGCAGAACGAAGACGAUGAGGACGAAGGACGUCGAUUUCUGAACGCAAACUCGAUAGUGUGGGACAGAUUGAAUCGCUUAACCUUGGUUGUGCAUGACGCGAUGAAGCAAUACGGAGUCAAUAUGGAUAAACCACGAUCGAGCUCAGAUAAAGAAUGCUCCUCGACGCUUCAGUGCCAAAUACGAAGAGCCUUCGAGGAACACGAUGAAUCCUGGCCGGAUUACGAACAACUGUUGCAGAACUAUAUCAUGGAGGAAACUCGGCUCAUACAAGAGAAGUCUUAACCUGAAAUCGCAAUUUCGUUUCUGGAAAAAUAUUUUUUCUCGAUCCGAUCAUGAAUUCGGUCGUCGAUCGAUUCUUAAGGAUCCUACAGAUCAACUCGAGAUAUUAGCAAUGGUAAUGAAUUCAUUUCACUAUGAAUAUUAUAAAAAUUCCUAGGCACAUUUGUUGUGUGCAUCCUCUCUCGUAAGAAAAUUUAUCACAACAAAAAUUUUAAUUCCAUUCCUCAAUUUUUAAUAACGAUUAAUUUCUCGUUUAAUUUCUCGUUUAAACGAUCCAUUCGUUAAUUAAUAUUCUCGACCAACAGCUUGGAUUCUCUGCGAAUAUUUCUCGUUGAUCUUUUUACGGGAUCCUUUAUCGCGUAUUUAUCCGUUACCUAGGUAAACAAUAAUAUUUACAAU